Molecule: messenger RNA, 2305 nt
Organism: Poeciliopsis prolifica (blackstripe livebearer)
Lineage: Eukaryota; Metazoa; Chordata; Actinopteri; Cyprinodontiformes; Poeciliidae
Gene: wasf1
Product: WASP family member 1
Biological process (GO): actin cytoskeleton organization; positive regulation of Arp2/3 complex-mediated actin nucleation
Cellular component (GO): cytoskeleton
Molecular function (GO): Arp2/3 complex binding; protein kinase A regulatory subunit binding; actin binding
Source: RefSeq, a predicted model, not a curated record
CUCGCGCCCCAACAAUGGAGUGGCUCAUACCAUCGGCGCUGAUUGUUGCGGGGACAUUCUCCUCCAAACAAACCUAACACAACUCUCCUUACUUUGCCGAGACAACCUUUGUCGCAAGGGAUUAAACCCGAAAACGGGUUCAUGUUACAAAAUUGUCUGCUAGUUGGACCGGAACACAUUUGAUGUCAGUUUAAGCGAUAUCUUGCCAAAGAAACCCUUUGCAGGAAAAAAAAAGUGGCUGGAUUGUUCUGCGCCGCCGCCUCUUCCAGCACGAGCUCAUUUGAUAUCAGAGACGCUGCGGCCAUGGAUCUGACCCGGAGAUUUAAAUACUUGGAUUCUGUGGCACGCUGUGCAGCUCCGUGAGGAUGGAAAGAAAAUAAGUGGGAUUUUUUAACCAACCUAUCAGGUAGUGUCGUUGCAGCAAAACGAUGCCGCUGGUUAAGCGUACCAUCGAGCCCAGGCACCUGUGCCACACGGUAUUGCCAAGGAACAUCAAGAAUGAGCUGGAAUGUGUGACCAAUAUCUCCUUGGCCAAUGUCAUCCGCCAGCUCAGCAGCCUCAGUAAAUAUGCAGAGGACCUUUUUGGAGAGCUGUUCAAUGAAGCCCACUCCUUCUCUUUCCGGGUCAACUCCUUGCAGGAGAGGGUGGACCGACUCUCCAUCAGCGUCACACAACUGGACCCCAAAGAAGAAGAGUUGUCUCUUCAAGACAUCACUAUGAGGAAGGCCUUCAGGAGUUCCACCAUUCAGGACCAGCAGCUGUUUGACCGCACGUCUCUGCCCGUCCCUCUGCAGGAGAGCCUCCACACCUGUGAGGAGCCACCACCUCUCAACAUCCUCACACCUUACAGGGAUGAUGGUAAGGAGGGUCUGAAGUUCUACACGGAUCCGUCAUACUUCUUUGACCUGUGGAGGGAAAAGAUGCUGCAGGACACUGAGGACAAGAGAAAAGAGAGGAGGAAGCAGAAGCUGGAAAUGCCUUAUCUUGUGUGCCCCAAGAGUCUUAUAAGAGUACUCUCUGAAACCCCUCCUCCUUUCCUUACUCCCCCAGAGUUGCAGGACCCCCGCAUGUAUGAUCAGGUCUAUAGGUACUUAGACCUUCCAGGGCAGCUGAAGGCAAUCGACCGUCCGCCUGAGCCAGAGAAGGUGCCACGGCAGCCUCACGAUCGGAAGAAGGAGUGGCAGAAGCUGGCGCAGGGGCCGGAGCUCGCCCAGGACGCACCUGAGGACAAGCACAGGGAGGCCAACGGAUCCACUGGUUACCACGACAGCAGAACUGCCCUGUACAUGGAACAUCUGGACGGGCACUUCUCGCUCGCAGCGCUGCCCUACACCCAGAUGAACGAGCUGCUGAACCGCACCGGGGACAGAAUGUAUUCCCGACCCCACGACCCUCCUCCCCCGCCUCCUCCUGGACACCCACUGGGUGAAAUCAAGCCCCCUUCUGUGAUCAGCUCCAGUUCAGGUUUCUCAGACAGCAGACCUCAGUCCCCGGCGAGGACGGCGGGCCUCAACUCCAGUACCCCUCCACCACCUCCCCCUCUCCCCCCACCUCCUCCUCCCUUGCCCUCCAUGGGCCUGCGAGGCGCUGCUCCUCCCCCCAUUCCUCCUCUGCCAAUCCAGCAUCAGCCUCCAGCCAUCCCUCCUCCCCCUGCUCCGCUCCAGAUCGCGCCUGGGGUGCUCCACCCGGUACCACCGCCCGUCGCGCCGCCUCUCCACUCCUCAUCCCCGGCCCGCCUCCAGCACGGCCAGGACAAGGGCCUGGGUGGAAGCUCUGGGACCCUGUCAGACGGCACCAUCCUGCCCCCUCCCCCCCCACCACCUCCACUGCCACUCCCUGGAGUGCGAAGCUCGUCGCCUUGUCAGUCGGGCCCCCCACCUGUGCCGGCCUUUCCCUCAGCAGGAGCCAUGGCUUCCCCGCCUCCUCAUGCCAUGCACGAUGUGGGCACCAAGCGGCACCAUCCAUCCAACCUGCCACCAAUCAGCGACGCGCGGAGCGUGCUCUUGGAAGCUAUCAGGAAAGGAAUCCAGCUGCGAAAAGUGGAAGAGCAGCGAGAACAGGAGGCUAAGCACGAGCGAGUUGGGAACGACGUGGCCACCAUCCUCUCUCGGCGCAUCGCCGUGGAAUACUCAGACUCGGAGGACGAGUCCGAAUUUGAUGAAGGGGACUGGAUGGAAUGACAGAGCGCAUUGGGGGUGGGGAAAAAGAGAUUUGCUGGUUAUUGAUUAUAAAACAUGUUCAGGUGUCCCAUGCUCCAUCAGCGCUCCUUGGCUCACCAUCAAAGAAGAGGAGCCUUUUGGUCAAC